AUGAAUACAAAAUUAGAGAGUUCAAAUAAAGAAUACGUUUUGGAAAAUGGUUUAAAAAAGUCUUCAUAUUCUGGAUGGGCGCGUUGGAGUGAAUGCUUCGGUGGUCACAAAACGAGGCGACGGCACUGCUUACAUCGGCACAUUUGCGGAGAUUCGCUCCGAAUACAAGUCGCAAGUUGCGGUAUCUUACGUCGGACGCACAAGCCGAGCAAUAUGCAAGGAAACGACAAACAACAUAUACUAAUGCCCAAAUUACGGCAGCUGGAUGCAAAAGACGUUCAGAGAAAGUUUCUAGGAUUCUCUCCCUGGAGCACUUGGACUCGAUGUUCCAGAAAAUGUACUACGAUUAGGCGAAGGCAUUGUUUGAAGCCAGCUGUAUGCGGACGAAAAGUAAUUAGACAGUCUGCGUAUUGCUACUUGGAGGAUAGCUUUUGCUAUCAAUGGAUUCGUGGCAGAAUGCAGCGACGAAAGGACCCAGGAAAUAGUGUCGUUGAGACUAUGCCAGAACCAGUGCCAGCUAUACAUCCAGAAGAUUCUAGAGCUCUAUCCCAGAAACUACCACCUUGCGGUAAACUAGGCAGAUACCGCGGCUCUCCGUAUAGUCGUCUUCGGGCUAAAAUGAAAGAAAUGGUCCGCAUUAUAGGUGGUAGGGCUGCACCACCAGGAAAAUGGAUUUGGCAAGUUGCUGUCCUAAAUCGAUAUAAGGAAGCUUUUUGCGGCGGAACACUAGUAGCGUUACGGUGGGUUGUAACAGCGGCCCAUUGUGUAAGGAAACGACUUUAUGUUCGUUUGGGGGAGCAUGAUUUGCUCGUGCGCAGCCACGGUGAGAUCGAGAUGCGGGUUACUGAGGCUGUCAUACAUCCCCACUACGACCCAGACACUGUUGUUAACGAUGUUGCACUACUAAGAUUGCCUGAGCCAGCCAGACCAGACUUAGGACAUGGAAUAGCUUGCUUACCUAAGCCGCAUCAGAUAUUACCGCCACAUUCGACUUGCAUAAUCUUAGGGUGGGGGAAGAAACGCUCGACUGACGUACACGGUACGAGAAUUCUUCAUGAAGCUCAGGUAUCCACAAUACAGCAGGGGGUUUGUCGUCGAUCUUACUGGCAAUAUGCCAUAACGGACAACAUGGUGUGCGCAGGGCGAGGUCACCGGGACUCUUGCGCUGGGGACUCUGGCGGUCCUCUUCUAUGCCGGGAUCGCAAUAUGCGAUACUUUUUACAGGGUAUUACGAGUUUUGGUGACGGUUGCGGUAAACGAGGCAAAUACGGAAUUUAUACAAGGACAUCCGGUUACGUGUCAUGGAUUCGUGACGUCAUGAAUAAUAAUUACUUCGACGACUGA
Nymphalis io (European peacock) is the source of this 1344-nucleotide messenger RNA. Its product is annotated as elastase-1. Gene Ontology annotation, molecular function: serine-type endopeptidase activity. The transcript is spliced from 10 exons. Gene Ontology annotation, biological process: proteolysis. Bases 1 to 1344 code for a protein of 447 amino acids. NCBI's taxonomy places the organism in Eukaryota, Metazoa, Arthropoda, Insecta, Lepidoptera, Nymphalidae. The record is from RefSeq and is a predicted model, not a curated record.